CCCGAGGACGCGGCCAUGGGCGACGCGCCCCCGCCGGCCCCCGCGCUGCUCGCCGAUGCGGGAGGAGGGGAGGGGUCGGGCUCGGGCUCGGACCCCAACCCGGACCCCGUGUCGGUGGAGCUCUCCAUGGGCGGGGACUACUACCACGCCUGCUGCGGCGGCCCCGACCCCGACCCCAAGCCCGAGGGGCCCCAGGUGCCGUACGUCGGGAACAAGGAACCGCUCUCCGCCUUGGCAGCAGAGUUCCAGUCUGGCAGCCCCAUUUUACAGGAGAAAAUAAAGUUGCUUGGUGAACAAUAUGAUGCUUUAAGACGGACACGAGGAGACGGGAACUGCUUUUAUCGAAGCUUUAUGUUCUCAUACCUGGAACAUAUCCUGGAGACACAAGAUAGAGCUGAGGUUGAGCGCAUCCAAAAAAACAUUGAGCAGUGCAAUAAGACACUACAAGGUCUUGGAUACAUUGAGUUUACUUAUGAGGACUUCUUCGCUAUAUUCAUUGAGCAGCUGCAAAAUGUUCUGCAGGGACACGAUUUUUCUAUGGGGCCUGAAGAACUUCUUGAAAAAUCCAGGGAGCAAACGAUUUCCGAUUAUGUUGUCAUGUUCUUUAGGUUUGUUACCUCUGGUGAAAUUCAAAGGAGGGCUGAGUUCUUUGAACCAUUUAUCUCAGGCUUGACAAAUUCGACAGUGGCUCAGUUCUGCAAGGCUUCUGUGGAGCCAAUGGGCGAGGAAAGUGAUCAUGUGCACAUUAUUGCUCUGUCAGAUGCAUUAGGGGUGCCAAUCCGUGUGAUGUACCUAGACAGAAGCUCUUGUGAUCCUGCCAACCUAAGCGUGAACCACCACGAUUUCGUCCCUGCUGCCAAUUCCUCUGAGGGUGAUGACGCAAUGACAUCAGCUCCUGCUGAUGAGAAACCUUACAUUACUCUCCUGUACCGGCCUGGUCACUACGAUAUCCUCUACCCAAAAUGAUCACUGUCUGAUGGAACAAGGUUGGUUUCUGUCAUGAAUUCGGGCUGAGAAAGUGCUGUCCAGAACUGUGUAGUCAUGUUGAUCGUGCAUGCUGCCGAAGGCGGCCUUAUAAGAGGGAUCCUGUGUGUUCUUAGGAAGCUUUCGGGAACAUGUUUUUACUUGCCACUGCCCUCUUAUCUCAAAUUUGUAGUUCUCAUUGCUGCAAGUGUACUCUGGUACAACGACCUAACAUUGCGAUUCAACUUUUGAGAAUAUCAUGUGGACAUCGUGACUAA
This is a messenger RNA of Lolium rigidum, 1241 nucleotides long. RefSeq names its product OVARIAN TUMOR DOMAIN-containing deubiquitinating enzyme 1-like. Gene Ontology annotation, cellular component: nucleus. Bases 16 to 966 code for a protein of 316 amino acids. Lineage: Eukaryota; Viridiplantae; Streptophyta; Magnoliopsida; Poales; Poaceae. Gene Ontology annotation, molecular function: ubiquitin binding; cysteine-type deubiquitinase activity. The transcript is spliced from 8 exons. The record is from RefSeq and is a predicted model, not a curated record. Gene Ontology annotation, biological process: protein K48-linked deubiquitination.